Molecule: messenger RNA, 1131 nt
Organism: Diversispora eburnea
Lineage: Eukaryota; Fungi; Glomeromycota; Glomeromycetes; Diversisporales; Diversisporaceae
Source: the annotation of a GenBank genome assembly
AUGUCUUUGAAAGACAGAACAUCAGAAUUUCAUUCCGCGGUUGAGUCGAUUCGUACCAGAUCCAUUAGUCAAGCAGGAGGUUUUAAAGCAAGAAACAAUUUAGAACACCGACGACCUUUAUUGGAUAAUCAUAGUAAUAGUAAUGGCAAAAUUAUUAAUGGAACUAAUGGUUUGAACAAGAGUGAAUUUGCUAGGAUGGCUGGAGCAAUAGGAAAUGAUAUUAAUAUCACGGCAACAAAGUUACAAAAAUUAACAAAAUUGGCCAAAAGAAAAACUUUAUUUGAUGAUCGACCAGUUGAGAUUAGUGUAUCGCUUCUUCAACAAUAUGUUCGAGAUCAUAAGAAGAAUAAUACACAAGCAAAUGAACAUUCAUCAAAUGUAGUUGUUAUGUUACAAUCAAAAUUAGCCAACACUAGUAUGAGUUUUAAAGAUGUCUUAGAAAUACGAACUCAGAAUAUGAAAGCUAGUAAGGAUAGAAGGGAGCAAUUUAUGUUUUCGAAUAAUCAACAAGCCAACAUAACUGAAGCAAAUUCUCCAUUAUACAACACUCAAAAGCGUAAUGAACAAAAUAACAAAGAUUUUCUUGCUCUUGAUAUGUCAACUGGACAAUCUCAACAAUUACAACUUAUGGAACGGCAGGAUAAUUAUAUCGAAAGUCGGGCAACAGCAAUUGAAUCAAUUGAAUCUACAAUCGCAGAACUUGGAAAUAUUUUCCAACAGUUAGCACAAAUGGUUUCAGAACAGCGGGAAACUGUUCAAAGGAUUGAUGCUAACACUGACGAUAUACAAAUGCAUGUUGAAGGAGCUCAGAAAGAAUUGCUUAAAUAUUAUGCAAGCAUUUCUUCCAAUCAUAGUAAUAAUGAUGAUGAAUAUGAAAUUGAUAGUAAUUAUUUACCAGACAGUUUAGAUGAAAAUUAUGAUCAAAAAAUAUUAAAAUUAGGUGAAAUAACUUUAAAUAUGACAGUACCUUACAUUGGUAAAUCUACUACAAUAUAUUAUCAAAAAUAUAGUUUAUCAGAAAAUUUAGAAAAAGAACUUGUAAAAAGUAUACAAGAUAAAAAUGAUAUUUUAGUAUUAGAAGUAUUAAAAGAAAAUUCAAUAAAUUUACAAAUAAUAUACAAGAUGAAAUGA